UCCUCCUGUUUUUAUUUCCAGGCAGCAAUUCACAAACUACACCAAACUAUUUGAAAAUUAUGCUCCUCUUCCUCCAACCAUCAUGCACACAGUGUUUUCAAGCACCAAAUCUCUUAAAACCCUCACAAAAAUCCCUUUUUUUGAGGCCAAGAUCAGCAGCACUUCAUCCUCAAGCAAAGAGAGUGGGAAAUAGAAGGGUUGUGGUGAGAUGUUGCAAGGGAGAAGAAGAAAAAAAGGCCAAAAGGAGAAGUUUUCUCAGCCUUGAAGAAGCUGGAUUGGUGGAGAUUUCAGGGCUUAGCACUCAUGAGCGGUUCCUCUGCCGAUUGACUAUAUCAUCAUUGAACCUCCUUAGAGUGAUAUCGGAGCAAGAAGGGGUUUCAAUCGAGGAGCUCAAUGCUGGUCGGGUUUGUGAUUGGUUCUUGAAAGACAAGCUCAAGAGGGAGCAGGACAUUGGUAGUGCAGUGCUUCAAUGGGAUGAUUCUGAAUUUCAAAUAUGAUGGCCGGAGAAAGCUUAUAACUAGGUAAAGAUUUUAUUAGCAAAAAGAGAGCUUUCUAAUCAUGAGUUAUUUUUCAAUAUGUUCGACUUACUUUUUGUUAUAAUGCUGAUUUGAUGAGAAUUUCAUCUUUGUUCUUCUAUUGCAAUUUAUGAAUUUACUA
Molecule: messenger RNA, 657 nt
Organism: Dioscorea cayenensis subsp. rotundata (Guinea yam)
Lineage: Eukaryota; Viridiplantae; Streptophyta; Magnoliopsida; Dioscoreales; Dioscoreaceae
Exons: 3
Coding region: 60-497 (145 amino acids)
Source: RefSeq, a predicted model, not a curated record